UUGAGACUAAACGCCAAGAAGAGUGUACUUUCUCCAGUUCAGAGAACCACCUAUCUAGGCGUAGUUUGGAAUUCGAUCACGAUGCAGGCACGCUUGUCUCCUGCUCGGAUCGAGUCGAUCCUCACGUCAGUCGAGAGAUUCAAAGAAGGCCAGUCACUCACUGUCAAACAAUUCCAGAGAUUGUUAGGGCUGAUGGCAGCUGCGUCCAACUUGAUACCUUUUGGCCUGCUGUACAUGAGACCCCUACAGUGGUGGCUCAAGUCCAAGGGCUUUUCCCCGAGGGGAAAUCCACUUCGAGUUAUCAAGGUCACGCGGCGGUGCCUUCGUGCCUUAGACAUGUGGAAGAAACCUUGGUUCUUGAAUCAGGGCACGGUGCUGGGAGCUCCUUGUCGCCGUGUAACGCUAGCGACAGACGCGUCCCUCACCGGUUGGGGUGCGGUCAUGAGUGGCCACCCUGCCCGCGGUCUGUGGAGCGAUCGCCAUCUGACAUGGCACAUCAAUUGCCUAGAGAUGCUAGCAGUCUAUCGAGCAUUGAAAUAUUUCCUCCCAGACCUGAGAGGUCACCAUGUGUUGGUGCGCACCGACAACACAUCAGUGGUCUCUUAUAUCAAUCACCAGGGGGGUCUGCGUUCACGCCCCUUGUACAAGCUGGCACACCAGAUCCUUCUGUGGUCCCAGGGCAAACUCCUCUCGAUCAGAGCAGUGUAUAUUCCUGGGAGGUUGAAUGUGGGAGCAGACAUACUGUCGAGGCAGGGGCCGAGGCCCGGGGAAUGGAUGCUUCACCCCGAGGUGGUGAAGCAGAUAUGGAGAGUAUUUGGCACAGCCCAGGUGGACCUCUUUGCGACUCAGGAGACAUCGCAAUGUCCCCUCUGGUUCUCUCUAGUUCAUCCAGCUCCUCUGGGACUGGACGCUAUGGUACAGACCUGGCCGAGGCUUCGUCUGUACGCUUUUCCCCCUAUCGCUCUGCUCCCGGGAGUUCUGGCGAGAGUACGCCAGGACGGGGUCCGUCUGUUAUUAGUAGCCCCGUUCUGGCCGGGCCGACCAUGGUUCUCAGAUCUAGUCUCGCUCCUCGACGGCUCUCCGUGGGAGAUACCGAUCAGGACAGACCUACUCUCACAGGCGCAGGGCAUGAUAAUUCACCCUCGCCCGGAGUUGUGGAAGCUGUGGGUGUGGCCC
This is a messenger RNA of Carassius carassius (crucian carp), 1176 nucleotides long. RefSeq lists its product as uncharacterized. The annotation marks the transcript as partial. Gene Ontology annotation, molecular function: RNA-DNA hybrid ribonuclease activity; nucleic acid binding. The record is from RefSeq and is a predicted model, not a curated record. NCBI's taxonomy places the organism in Eukaryota, Metazoa, Chordata, Actinopteri, Cypriniformes, Cyprinidae. The transcript has a single exon.